GGUUUAAGUAGAGCACAUGGCAAUUAUUGGCAAUAGUGACUUCGGCUAUGGUUACUUGGGCUGCCUGACUGAGGUCACCAUGAGUGCUAUUCGCAAUUUUGCCACUCAGAGUGACUCGUAGUGAAAUUUCACAGCUAGAAGUUAAAUUAGUGUGAGGCUGAAGAAGAAAAUUACAAAUUUUCUUGGCAAGCUGAAAACAAAUCUGUCUUCUCUAAUUAAAUACUUACAUAAAUUAUUAAUGGUACAUGCUCUGAUUUUAUGGUCCUCACAGGCAUUGAUCACAUCUAGGUAUAAUUCGGUCUCAGUGGCCAGGUCAAUCAUUAAUUACUGUACCAAUCAAUAUUUCGGAUUCUGAUUUCGUGUUAUGCUCUGGUUAUGCUCUGCGUAAUUCCCGUUUCUUGUUGUCUCUUUGAUUCAUAUGAAUUGCACAUUCAUUAGUUAGCCUGCAUGCUUAUUUCCAACGUCCACGAUUCAAAGUCAGCAAUUUGCAAAAGGAAAUGAUGUAAUUUGGAUUGAACUUUGUAUCGUAGAAUAUUGAUUCGUGUAAACAUUUGAUAGAAUGAGGUAUUACGAAAAUGUGGAGAACACCCUUUAUUACCUCUUUACUUCAUAAAAAAGUUGGAUUGUUAAGAAGUUCUACACACCUGAAAAGAAUUGGUUUUGUUGAUAUUAAACACUUGGUUUUAUGUACUGAUAUCAAGAAAUGCCAAGAAUCAUCACAUGUGCAAAAUGUUGCAGCACUUCCAAAUAUUGUGAAUGCACAGAAGACAAUAGUUGAUCUUUUCAUGAAAUGUAAGGAUCAUAGCAGAUGGACAUCAACAAGUAAAGAUUCUUUAAUUCAGUGUAACGUGGACCAAAUAGUUGAAUCCAUAUCAGUAACAAAAUCUGAUGAUAAUUUCAACUUGACUGUAUGCACACCCAAAACCAACCAAGACAAGGAAAGCAGGUUUAGAACAAAAAGCUUUAUUGCUUUUGAACAGUGGUGUUAUGGUUUCAUGGUUGUAUCCAGUUUGCUUUCAUGGCAGAAAUUAUUCAGUGAUGAAGUUAAGAAAGAUCCAUGGUUACUGUGGCAAGAAAAUCUAACCUGUUGCAUUCUACCAGCCAAUAGUUCUCUUAAAACAUCAGAUUCACUUGAUAAAGUUUGGUUAUCCUUUGAAAAUGCUGUAGCAGACUGCCUAUCAAUCUCAGAAAAUGCUCUUGCUAUCAAAUUAUCAAACUUUAAAAUGCAUGAAAUGGCAUUUACAUUCUUUGAAAGAGCCAGCAAGAAAGGAAACAUUGCAGCUCAUUUCAAUCUUGGUUUAUGUUACCAGCAAGGAUUAGGAACAAGAAAGGAUAUUUCUAAGGCUGUUAGUUCAUAUUCAAUAGCUUCAUCCAAUGGACAUCUGAAUGCCACAUUCAACCUGGCACUGAUUUACAUUGAAGGAAAACUCUAUCCAUUAAAAAAAGCUGAUGGGCUUGAAAUGAUGAAUAAUGCUGGAGAAGGAGGAUUAGUCAAGGCUCAAAGAUUUCUAGGUUUAUAUUAUGCAGAUAAGGAAAAUGCUGAAUUUGAUAUGAAGAAAAGUUUCCAUUGGUUGAAAAUUGCCUCAGAAAAGAAAGACAUGAGUUCACUGUAUCAUCUUGGAAUAUGUUAUGAAAAUGGUUUGGGUGUUAGCAGAAACAUGAUGAAGGCAAAAGACUGCUAUAAAUUAGCUGCAGAAAAUGGUCAUCCUGGUGCACAAUACAAUUUAGCUGUAUUUCAUGAGCUUGGUUUGGGUGGCCUUAACAGAAGCAUAGACAAAGCAUUGGCUUGGUACCAUAGUGCAGCAGAAAAUGGCAAUGAUAGUGAAAAGGCCUUGCUUAAUGGAAAUGAAAAACAGUCAAUCAAAAAGAUAUCACAUAACUUAUUGGAUACACCAUACACAAACUGUAGCAUUUUAAAACAAGGUACCAUCAUACCAGUAUGACACACACUUUAGUAAUGGGAAUAAUAUGAAGAAGUUCAUCCAGCCCAGAGCAUUCAAACAAAAACUUAAAGAACGGUUAUAUUGAAGGAUUUAUGCCUCACGAAUACUUAGGUUACAAAGAAAAAAUUUGUAUCGGUAAUAUCAAAGCAGUCAUAGUACCAACAAUGUUUAACAUAAUAAAUUAGGAUGACAUGAAUCGGUAAGUAGUUUCUCACUAUUUUAAGGUGAUUUACCAUAAGGUUAUUUGGGACAAAAUCAUUAAAGUAGCGUAGUUAACAUUGGUUUCAUUGGUGUUAGAUUAAAAAUCUUUCUCGUUAACUCAA
Messenger RNA from Xenia sp. Carnegie-2017, 2266 nucleotides. Its product is annotated as putative beta-lactamase HcpC. Bases 576 to 1943 code for a protein of 455 amino acids. Gene Ontology annotation, molecular function: protein binding. The transcript is spliced from 10 exons. The record is from RefSeq and is a predicted model, not a curated record. NCBI's taxonomy places the organism in Eukaryota, Metazoa, Cnidaria, Anthozoa, Malacalcyonacea, Xeniidae.